Messenger RNA from Archocentrus centrarchus (flier cichlid), 2127 nucleotides. RefSeq names its product butyrophilin subfamily 1 member A1-like. Gene Ontology annotation, biological process: regulation of cytokine production; T cell receptor signaling pathway. The transcript is spliced from 6 exons. The record is from RefSeq and is a predicted model, not a curated record. Bases 119 to 1450 code for a protein of 443 amino acids. Gene Ontology annotation, cellular component: external side of plasma membrane. Lineage: Eukaryota; Metazoa; Chordata; Actinopteri; Cichliformes; Cichlidae. Gene Ontology annotation, molecular function: signaling receptor binding.
AACUCUACGAUGAAAUUCACUUAUUCGUGAACCACCUACUUCCCGUUUUCUCAAUGAGACACUACAGUCAACACUCUUGAGCGUCAUUUGGUCACAGGCUGCUCACUGAAGAGGAAGCAUGAGAGAAUUUAUCAAAGUUUGCGUGUUUUUUCAUCUCCACUUUCUUCUAACCUGUGGAUCAGCCACGCUCGUCUGUCUUAUCGUGCUCGCAGUGGGAAUACCUUCGUGUACAGGAAAAGACUCAGCAAUUAUUCUACCAAAGAUCGUGGCCUUUGUUGGUGAAACUGUCCUUCUGCCCUGCAACACCACCCCUACUGGUGAUGUGCCAACAGUGGAGUGGAUUAAGGAGGGUCUGUUUCCAGACAUUGCCUUCUUAUACAGAGAUGGAUGUGAGACCUUUGAGAUGAAGAAUCUGGUCUUCCAGUACAGAACAAAGCUCAUCAGGCACGAACUUCACAGUGGAAAUCUCUCAAUGUUGAUUUCCAAUGUGCAACCAAAAGAUAGGGGAACAUACCAGUGUGUGACUCGGAGGAACAAUAAAAAGCAAAUCAUCUCAAGACUGGAGCUGGUUGUAGGUGCCGUUUCUGAGCCGAGACUCUCGGUUGUUCCAGGUGUGGGAGAUGAACUGACUCUGCAGUGUGAGGCCAGGUGCUGGUUCCCCGAGCCUCUGAUUAUAUUUCUUGACAAUCAGGGAAAUGAGAUGAGUGCUGAAGACCCAAGGAGAAAGGAAGACUCCCCGGGGUGCCUCACAGCCACAAGAAAAGUGACUCUGCAGACUCCUACCAACAGGGUCACCUGCAGAGUCCACCAGCCUGAGCUAAACCAGACCAGGUACUCUGAGAUUUGGAUACCAGAUGCAUGCCUGAGGUCCUGCACUGUAAUUGUUGUAAUAUGUAUUGUAGCAAUGACCUCUGUAGUCCCAGUCUUCUUUCUCAUCUUUUUGUUGGCCAAGAAAUAUUGCUGCACUGGAGAAAAACAAAAAUCCCCUGUUAAAGACGAGACCAUCGAGGAGCAAACUAAUGAAAACAAUGAACGCAAACCCAGUACAGCCACGAUGCCACCCAGCGAGUCAUCUAAUGAUUCCACAUCCUCUCUAGGAAUCUCUAAUAUCUUCCCACAAACAGCAGAGUCUCCCCACAGCAACCACAACAACAACCCCAAACCAGAGGCCACAAGCACCAGCUGCCCUUCAAUAGCUAACAGCUUAUCAGAGACCACAGAAGAAGAUUUAGGACCUCACAGCUCAACACGAACCCCAGCACCUGACCCCGUGAUGAAAAGCAGCAGUCAAGACAGCAGUUCUGCUUUUUCAAUAAACAGUAACACACUGUCCAUUCCUUCCACUCAUUCAAAAGACGUCCUAAACGUUACGAACAAGCAUCGUACAAGCAGUGUGCGAUCUCAACGCAGAAGUAACAACUCUCAGGAGUCAGAGCCGCUCAUUGGAUGAUACUGAUAUAGGCGGAGAGAUGAACCUCAGUAUGAGGAUGAGGUGCCUUUGAUAUUUGGACAAAAAGAAACAAAAACACUGAGGUCAGUGAGUAAACUAACUCACAGCUGUCAGUUGGGCCGGAGUUCAUGAAGUAAUUUAAUUUUUUGUCAACUGAUUUUUCAGUCAUAUCCAAUCAUCGCACGUGCACUUUUGGAUAUUUGAUAAGUGAGUUUUAUAGCCAAGCACUCCAUUUUAUAAGCAGCCCAAUUUUUUAAAAAUACUGUAAUACUUUUUAUAUAUAUAAUACAUAUAAUCUAGAAAGUAAGCAAAUGUCAUGAUAAUGUGCAGUAUCAUUCAUGAUACCUGCUUUUCUUGAAUAUCUUCUGAGAAAUAAUUGUAAUUCUCUGAAUAUGUUUCUCUUGAAAACAGUUUAUUACUCAGUGUUAGUUGAAUAAGACUUUAUCUUCAGCUGGUUAUCUGGGUCUGUCAGUAUGAAGCUACCUGAGCCCCAGCCAAAGUAAAACUUCAACACAGCAGAGCAGCAGAGGUCAGUGUUUACUCACAUGGAGCUUAAUGGUUAAUGCCUGCAUUAAAGUGAUCUACACUGGUGAAUGUAACCUGAAAAUACAUCAUAAAGAAAUGAGUUUAUUUCUCAUUUAUAAUUUUCUAAUGUUGAAAUAAUAUUUUUCCUGUUU